Molecule: messenger RNA, 5502 nt
Organism: Caretta caretta (loggerhead turtle)
Lineage: Eukaryota; Metazoa; Chordata; Testudines; Cheloniidae
Gene: TMEM65
Product: transmembrane protein 65
Biological process (GO): regulation of cardiac conduction; cardiac ventricle development
Cellular component (GO): mitochondrion
Source: RefSeq, a predicted model, not a curated record
GGGCCCCCGGUCUCUCUCCCGCCGUCGCUCAGGCAUCGGCCGGGCGCCUGCGCGGAGCCGCCCCCUCGGCUGUCCGCGGGCGCCGCCGGGGUGUUCCCUUCGCAGCCGGGCCGGGGGAGAGCGCUGCUGCCAGGAGCCUCCAUGGGGCGGCGCAGGGAGCUGUGACUGGCUCGCCCUUCCCCAGCCCGGAGCCCAGCCGCAGGAGGCGGCUGCAGAGAGACCGAGCGGAGCCCCCCGGCGCGUCCCCCUCCCUAGUCUCGGCCACCGGCGCACGAAGGAGCCGAGCCCGGCCGCGGCUGCUCGUUUCCCGGCUCCCGGGCUCCGCCCUGGAUGGUGCCCGGCCCUGCCGCGCGCGGGGCUCCCGGGCCGGGAUCGUAGCUCCCUAGCGCCGCUCCCUGCCUGCUGAUGUCGGCGUGGCUGAGCCGGGCGGCGCUGCGGCUGGGGCGGCCGGGGGGGCCCCGCACCGCCGCCCCUUUCUGCCUGGGCUCCUUACGGGCCCCCCGCUGCUGCCGCCUGGCCACCCUGCGCGGCGGGUCCGAGGGGCUGCGCCUUCCCCCGGCCUCGUCCUCCCCGGCCUCGGGGCUGGCGCCCCCCGGCCGCCCGCGGGCGCUGGGCACCCACCCCAAGAAGGAGCCGAUCGAGGCGCUGAACACGGCGCAGGGCGCCCGCGACUUCAUCUACAGCCUGCACUCCACCGAGCGGAGCUGCCUGCUGCGGGAGCUGCACCGCUUCGAGUCCAUCGCCAUCGCGCAAGCAUCCAGAUACCCAAAACCACUGGUACCCUUUGAGAAGGCAACGAAGCGGGUAACAUCACCAGAGUCAACUAGUACUUUUGAGAAGUUGGAAGUUGCACCACCAUCCCCAGGACAGCUGAAACACGUGUUCUUCCACAAUGCAAUACCUUUUGUAGGGUUUGGAUUCUUGGAUAAUGCAAUUAUGAUUGCUGCGGGAACCCAAAUAGAAUUAUCGAUUGGAGUUGUCCUGGGAAUAACUACUAUGGCAGCUGCUGCUUUGGGAAAUCUUGUUUCAGAUUUAGCUGGACUCGGUCUUGCAGGCUAUGUUGAAGCUCUAGCUUCGAGAAUGGGCCUGUCAAUUCCUGAUCUGACACCCAAGCAAGCAGAUAUGUGGCAAACGCGUCUCAGUGCACAUGUGGGUAAAGCUAUUGGAGUGACCAUUGGCUGCCUUUUAGGAAUGUUUCCUUUGUUCUUCUUUGGAGAUGAAGAAAAAAAACUGGAAGAGAAAAAUUAACAUUUUUACAAUACAAAUAAAAAUGUAAACUAAUGUACCUCAAUUAUUCAAUUAUGCUGUCAGAAUAUUUAGGAAUUAACUGACAGUAACAAUGUAUAGACCUGGGAACAAAACAUUCAGCAUGUUGUUUUAUGGAUACACUAAUUUAUUGUGGCUUUGUCUUAUUCAGUACAUCUUUUUAUAAGAUACCAUUUAGCUUUUUAUUUAAAGUAAGUUGUUGAAAUGUUCUCACUUAUAGUAGCAACUGACGUUUACUGAUUCCCUCUCACCUUCAUCCGGUAACAGGAUUAUUACUUACUUGCCUGCUCUGGAUGUACUAUGUAGGUUUUGGGUUUCCACAGCUGCUGCCUAACUUGUAAAUGCAUGCCAAAAAGGAUCCUUUAUGGUCUCAUCAGGUCCUCCAAUCCAGACUAUCAGUGGGGCCAGUUGGCAGGUGAUUUGGAAUGAUGUUAAGCACUUUUGCAGUUAUUUUUUUCCUUUGAGCCACCAUUUCACAUUUCCUCAGGAUAGGCCUGUUUCAGCAACCCCCCACUGUUUGGUUUGCACUCCUUCACAAUUCUAGCUAAUGUGGCUUACAAGCCAUCCAUUACAUGCCAUCACUUCUUGACAAGGUAAGUGUUUAUAGUGGUGCCUUGUUACCAGGCUCAUCCUUCAGAGUUUAUACACAGUCACCCAAUUUUUUUUCCCCCCGAAGCAGUAUUUUGCGAGUCAAGUUUAAAGUUAGUGUGUGGAGUAUACUUUCUUUCAUCUAACCACCCACUCAAAUAUUUUACAGCACCUACUUGCAGUAAGCAUAACUUUCCUCUCUUCCUGGACUUUCACCAAACUCCAGGAAUUCCAGCUGAGCCCCUAGUGGAGUAAUUAUGUGCUCCUGGUAACUGGAUCAAAAUAAUAACUGUGUUUUGUACAGCAUAGCAGAUAGGCUGAGAAGAGCUGUAGACAAGGGAGGGAUGUCUUGAGAUGAAACUGGAAAAGGAAAGUUCUGUUUGAGGUGAUGAUACAUACAGGAAGUCUUUUCCAGAUGAGUGCACAGGACAAAAAAUGAGGUUGAAUGCUUCGUGCAAAGGGUAUGAACCCGUGCUGUGUUCUGUCCAAGAAAGAUAUGACUUGAAGAUCUGUUUCAGUCGAAUUAAAUCGGAUUCCAGUGUGGCAACUCUGGACACUUUCCAGACCUGCCAGUUCUACAGGUUUCCCUGUAGACCACAGAUUUUCAAACCAUGAUAUGGAUUUGUGGGGAAAACCUCUAAUAUAUGGGGAAAUAGCCUCUGUUUGGUUGUUCUUUCCUAUUCAUCUGCGUCCUGGGGAACAAAAGCCAACUGGAGCUGCUACACAAGCUGAUGGACAGUCUGGUCUUUAGUCUGUGGAGCACACGAGAGCUCUGCUCCACUAUCUAUUAGCUGGGUAAGCAAAGGCUUGAGGGCUGGUGGAGUGCUCGGCUCUUCGGUCUUAGAACUGGCUGGGGAGCUGCUGCUUUCUGCCAGCUCUGCAGUUCCCCUUGACCUCCCGCAUCUGCCUAUGUGCAUUUGCCCUCCCAUGAGUCUCUAGCAUCAACCUACCCACCCUGGCCCCAGCUCCCCUCUUACCUUAGGAGUCUUCUGGGGCAGGCCCUGAUGGCCUGCCCCUCCCCUCCGUAGGUCUUCAUGUGGUACCUGGCUGACUCCCCAUCUCUAGUCUUUCGGGAGCUGAGAACAGGGAACCCUCUGCCUCCCAAAUCCCAGAGCCCCAUGGCCUUUAGAGGCAGGGACAUUGCCUCCCAGGCACUGAGCUCUGUUGACUUCAAUCAUACUAGCCAGGAGUAGCUCUACUCAGUAGUUGGGGUUUUCAUACCCAUCCGAUGGGAAACCCCCUGUUGCUGGCAAACUCCUCCCAUGGGGGUGGAACUGUCUUCAGCAGCCAGGGCUGGAGCCAGCAGAGUUUAAUGCCUGCAGAGCCAGGGUGUGGAUUAGGCAGUGUCCCCCACUUGACAGUCCCCCAAACACUGGAGAUAGUGGGUAGCUGGUCCCUCCCAAAAGCACAUAGGUGUGGGAAGCCAUCGCGGGGAGGAAUGGGGAGAGAGGAAAAGAAUAGGGAAUCAUAGGCCUGGGAUGUUUAUCGGGAAGGAUGGAACUUCCACGCCUGGGAUUCCCAUCCUUGCCCUGGGCUCUGUAAAUGGUGAAGCCUAUGGUAUGCUUUCCCUCCUCUUGUGUAAUGUGGGAGCUGGCUUAGUGGAGGGUUUUGUGGGUGAUGGGAUGACUGCAUGGAUUGAAUUGGGUAUGAGGUGCAGGGGUGUGUUUUUGUGUGUGUAAUGGGUGGGUGAGGUGUUCAGCACAGGUGGGUGGAACAUGCAUGGGUGUGUGAAGUGAGCAGGUACAGUUGGUGGGUGUGGGGCUGCAUGCAUAGAACUGUGUGUAUAUGCAGAAUGAGUGGAAUGAAGGGGGGGGUUGGUGGAGGAAUGAGUUGUCUGGGUAGUAUAUGAGUAACGACGUUGGGUAGAAAGAUGGGAUGGAGUGAAAGUGGGUGUGAGAUGAAUGCUAGAUGAGAUGUAUGGAAUGAAUGUAUGAAGUGGGCAUGAGAUGGACAAAUGUAUCUGAAUUUAUGCAUAUUUAUGCAUGUUCAUACAACUAUAGCUAAAUUAAAAUCUACUGGGUUUUUUAUUUGCAAAUGUUUGCAGGCAUGGUUUCCUAAUUUAGAAACUCAAUAUGAUGGUCUUUCUCAGUCUUUCUGUUGAAAGCUAUCUUAAGAUGAAUGAGUGCACAUGCCAAAAAUGCUUAAACAGGUGGUUUCUCUGAUUAGUCAAAUUCGAGGCGGGGGGGAAUCAGUCUGGAUUAGUGGAUCUGAUUUGCAGAAUAUAAUUCACAGUUAAAACUAGACCUUUGUUUGUUACUUUUGCUGUGAUGGCAUUUAUUGGAAAAGCAGAUUUGUGGGUUUUUUCCUUUUUUGCCUUAUUAAUUUUACUUAUUUGCAGCCCUGUAUAAUCUUUUAUGUUUAUGUGGUGAGUGAUGAGUUAAGUUGCAAUUACCAUAUUAAAUAUUUUUAAUAUUUCAGUAUAUGACCCAUCUGUACUAUAAUUAUAAAUUCCUUAUAGUUGCCUACAAAGGAGAGGAUCCUCUCUAUGUACAAUAUGGAAGAAGAUACCAAAAGCAGGGUAGAGCUAGAACACUUUAUUUUGGCAGCUCUGCAUUCUUAGAUGAGUUUUUCUAAUCUAUAAGAAGAUAGUAACAAUUACAUUACAUCCCAUGAAACUAAGUGUUUUGUUUGCUGUUGGAAAGACUUCAUUAUUACAGCCCUUAUUUGUUUAACAUGUUUGAUUAGCAGCUCGCCUUCUGGGUGGUAAAUCUGAUCUCCCUCUUGACCACUGCCAGAGGCCCUGCCACAGCAGUACCAGCCCUUUAAUCCUAAUAGAUGAAGAAGGAACAAAGAAAUACUAUCAACUUGUUAAUAAGCUUUGAGAUAGUACUGAUAAAGCAGUGUCUCAAAAUUGCACUUUGCACAAAAAGAUGACUUUUCAUAAACUUUCGGUUGAUAUCCCCUUAAUAUGUAAUAUCAGUUCAAAUGUCCCUUGUUGUAGCAUAGUAUAAUCUUCUUUCCAGUAUAAGUUUUUGUGUUUUAUGAGGCACUUGGAUGCUUUAAAAUUGAUCAUCCAGGUAGUUGCCUUGUCUGGAAAGGACACUUUGAUUUUCUUCCUCUGCAUAUGUAUUCAGUUUGCAAUAAGCUUUUCUUCUUUUGACAACUGUUCUUUCCUGUUUUUUUCUUUACAAAGCUAUAAUUAGUCCCUUUAAUAUUUUUUUUAAGAUGGAGAACACAUAAAACGCAUUUUGGAUAGCAAUCUAACUGUAUUCACAGUUAUUUUGCUAUGGACAUGACAUAAUUCAUCAAUUUAUGGGGGCCAUCUAAUACUCAUCAAAGUGUAACAUGUUGCUGAAGAUAAGUACCAUACUCUAAUGUAUAGUAUUUUGCACAGAAUAGUUUCAGCAGUGUUUCCCAUUACAAUAUUGGCAUUGACAUUUUUAGGCAAUACUCAAGCUUCUGUACUUCACUAACCGAUUUAAAAUUGGAACACUAACUUCAUUCUCAUUAUUUUGAGAGCUUGCAAGAACAAAUACAUAGCUAAAUUCAGCUGUUGUAGUAGUGCUCAUUUAAAAAUGACAAUAUUAACUCCAUGUACUAUUGUUUAUUACCUUGUGCAUGUACAUUGAGUGCAUUUUGUUGAUACUGUAUGGUAAACUAUUGUUCUGCAACCAGUGUUUUUAACAAGAAAAGAUGAACUAAAAGAUC